Dermacentor silvarum is the source of this 1388-nucleotide messenger RNA. Its product is annotated as beta-1,3-galactosyltransferase 9. Gene Ontology annotation, molecular function: hexosyltransferase activity. Gene Ontology annotation, cellular component: membrane. Bases 128 to 1135 code for a protein of 335 amino acids. NCBI's taxonomy places the organism in Eukaryota, Metazoa, Arthropoda, Arachnida, Ixodida, Ixodidae. The transcript is spliced from 4 exons. The record is from RefSeq and is a predicted model, not a curated record.
GCUGCUGCAACGAGUGGUUUCUAGAAGAGAGAAAAAAAGAAGUUCGCAAUCCUCUUUCACCGGCUUUGCUGAGAACUCGUCCUGCUGCUUUCGUGUUUUUCCCAAGCUUCACUGUUACUGACCAACCAUGACGUUCCUAUACUGCGUGAGGCGCUCCAGCCGCUCACCCCUGGCUCUGCUGGCCAUUUGCUUGCUCUGCUUGGCUGGACUCGCCAUCAUAUCGAGAAAGCCGCCUCUGGCACCGCCUUUCUCGCACUACCCGAGCUCGCUGUGCGCCGGCAACAGCACGCAGGUCGUCUUGACCAUCCGGACGCUGCCCCGACACGACGCCAUACGUCACGUGAUUCGGAACAGCAUAGCACACAGCGCCGUUCGUUCAGCACUGCCUUCGUGGGCGUUUCUCUUCUACAUGGGCUUCGUGAAAAACUCGACGAGGAUGGACGCCGUGCGUGGCGAGAUAAACACCCAUGGCGACCUACUCGUGAGCCCCAUCGAAGCCGCGGCCAACAACUCGGUGGAGAUCGCUCUGGACAUGAUGCGGUGGGUCGAGGAACGCUGCGGGAAAGGACGCCCACUGCGCCUCUUCGUCCACGUGAAUGACACCGUGUUCGUCGACCCGAUAGCCCUCGAGGGAUACUUGAACCAAAUGAACAACAGCACCGUGGCCCGCCCUUCGUUUUACUGCAAACUCGUCAAAGGCGUCAACGUGGGCCGUGACCCGAAAGGCAUCAACUUUGUGCCUCGAGACCUGUUUCGUGGUCCCGUUUUCCCACCUUACUGUGAGGGUGAAGCCUUCUUCAUCAACGGUUCGCACCUUGGCCCGCUGUACGCGGCGUCUCUGUACGCCCUGCACUACACACUCCUGCCGCAGUACGUGACGGGACACAUGGCCGUCAUCGCUGACAUGGGUCACGUGGACAUCGCCCAGCGUAUCGCCAGCGCCGGGAACCCGGAAAGUGGCGGGAAGUACACGGGAAGAAAAGUAGGCAAGGCCAACCUCUUCAUCACGAACAUGUGGUUGAACAUGUGGAAAGACAUCUGGCUCUACUCGCUAUAUAACCAGACGCGCCAGAUGCAGUUAGAGAAGAAACUGACGGAAAUAAUUGUUGAAAGGCUGCAGGCUGCCUCCAACUGACACCGCGUGCUGUUUUUGUCCUCGUUGUAAGGAUAAAAAAAAGGUUUGGCCUGUUUCAUCAACGCUGUUCUCUUUAUGCUUAGGAGUCAAGGUCAAUUCUGCGGUGCUCUUUGCCCAUGGUGUUAAAAAAUGAACGUGCAGAAGCAUUUUAUCUGCACAGUAGUUAAUUAUUUCUUCAGUUGUCUAACAGAGAGUGCAUUUAGUGUUUAUUGCACUUAUCAUUGCUCCCUGUGUGGAUAACUUGUCAGCGAUA